This is a messenger RNA of Carassius carassius (crucian carp), 1194 nucleotides long. Its product is annotated as oligoribonuclease, mitochondrial-like. Bases 28 to 813 code for a protein of 261 amino acids. NCBI's taxonomy places the organism in Eukaryota, Metazoa, Chordata, Actinopteri, Cypriniformes, Cyprinidae. Gene Ontology annotation, molecular function: nucleic acid binding; 3'-5'-RNA exonuclease activity. The transcript is spliced from 7 exons. The record is from RefSeq and is a predicted model, not a curated record. Gene Ontology annotation, cellular component: mitochondrion.
GUCACUUUUCCCUCGGAAGACGGCAGUAUGCGGGCACACAUGUUGAGCGCGGCAUGUGUUCCUGCAUUCAGAGUCCUGACUCGAGUUGGUGUGGCAUCACAGCCGGUUAAAGCACCCCCACCGUUGUUUACCGCUCAAAACAUCUCUGUCUACAGUCCAUGUACCUCUGUGCUCUUUAAGGGUUUGAUGUCAAGACGACCUCACGGCAGGAAGAUGUCUCUGUCUUUGGCCCAGCGGAUGGUCUGGGUAGAUCUGGAGAUGACAGGGCUGGAUAUAGAGAAGGACCGGAUUAUUGAGAUGGCUUGCAUCGUUACAGAUUCGGACCUUAACGUCAUUGCAGAGGGGCCAAAUCUCAUAAUCAACCAACCAGACGAGCUGCUCGAUGGCAUGUCAGACUGGUGCAAAGAGCAUCAUGGGAAGUCAGGGUUGACUCAGGCUGUGAGGGACAGUCACAUCACUCUCCAGCAGGCGGAGUAUGAAUUCCUGUCUUUCGUCCGGCAGCACACGCCACCCGGACAGUGUCCUCUCGCAGGGAACUCUGUUCACGCCGAUAAGAAGUUUCUGGAUAAGUACAUGCCACAGUUCAUGCGACAUCUGCACUAUCGCAUCAUAGAUGUGAGCACCAUUAAAGAGCUCUCCAGACGAUGGUAUCCAGAGGAGUACAGUGUCGCACCGCAGAAAAAGGCAUCGCAUAGGGCGCUGGAAGACAUCCAGGAGAGCAUCAAAGAACUGAAGUUUUACAGAGCUAAUGUUUUCAAAGUGAAGGAGAAGAGAAAAAUCGUUGAAAAUGGUGAUAAGAAAUCUGUGCGCUAAUCUCCAAGCCGAUCUGGGGUGGCUUUAGGAUCUAGGUGCCGAAUUCUCAUAUUUGGAGGAAAGCCUGUGUGAAUACUCCAGAGAAUGAGAGAGCAAAGCUUCAAGUUGACGUCCCCAGUGUUUGUUUCCUGUUUUAUUUGUUGACUGCAAAGUAGUAAAAAAAAAACAAAAGAGAGAAAAUCCAAAAAGUUAAAAAUGACGCAAAUAACUCAUUGUUAUGAACAAGUUCCUUUUUAUCCCUUGUGUUCCACUUUAGAAAUCUGAUUUGUUGCUGGAUCAAGUCAGUGUAUAGGUAAUGAAACAAAAGUGUGAUUGCAUAAGUUCUUCUGUCUGAGAGUGGUUUCAUUACAUCCCUUGUUUUUUGAAAUAAAAAUCUGUUGU